Penicilliopsis zonata CBS 506.65 is the source of this 1181-nucleotide messenger RNA. RefSeq lists its product as hypothetical. The record is from RefSeq and is a predicted model, not a curated record. Bases 73 to 1062 code for a protein of 329 amino acids. The transcript has 7 exons. Gene Ontology annotation, molecular function: succinate-CoA ligase (GDP-forming) activity; succinate-CoA ligase (ADP-forming) activity. Gene Ontology annotation, cellular component: mitochondrion; succinate-CoA ligase complex (ADP-forming). Gene Ontology annotation, biological process: tricarboxylic acid cycle. NCBI's taxonomy places the organism in Eukaryota, Fungi, Ascomycota, Eurotiomycetes, Eurotiales, Aspergillaceae.
CAAAGUCUCCUCUCUUCCUCCCCCCCUAAAUCUCGUGUAUUUUUCUUCUUCUUCCUGUCACCCUUUGCAAAAAUGCAGGCUUUUCGCCGUGGUACCGUUUCUGCCCUGCGCAAUGUCGCGCAGCGACGGGGAUAUAGCACCCCCAGCUCUCCCUAUGCUCAGACUGCCAAAAACCUGCGGAUAAAUGCAGACACUAAGGUUCUUUUCCAGGGCUUCACUGGCAAGCAGGGAACCUUCCACGCCGAGCAAGCUAUUGCCUACGGAACCAAGGUUGUUGGUGGCACAAACCCCAAGAAGGCGGGCACGACGCAUCUUGACCUACCUGUCUUCGCUACUGUCGCCGACGCCGUCAAGGAGACCGGUGCCGAUGCUUCUGCGAUCUUUGUCCCCCCCCCUCUUGCUGCCAAGGGUAUCGAGGAGGCCAUCGCGGCCGAGGUUCCUCUCGUUGUCUGUAUCACCGAAGGAAUCCCCCAGCACGAUAUGGUUCGCAUCACCGAUAUCCUUAAGACCCAGAACAAGACUCGUCUUGUUGGUCCCAACUGCCCUGGUAUCAUUGCCCCUGGUCAAUGCAAGAUCGGCAUCAUGCCCGGAUUCAUCCACAAGCGUGGUCGCGUCGGUAUCGUUUCCCGCUCUGGAACCCUGACCUAUGAGGCUGUGAACCAGACAACUAUGGCCGGACUCGGCCAGUCCCUUGUCGUCGGUAUCGGCGGUGAUCCUUUCUCCGGAACCAACUUCAUUGACUGCCUCAAGAUCUUCCUUGAGGACCCCGAGACCGACGGUAUCAUCAUGAUUGGUGAGAUUGGCGGUAGCGCCGAGGAAGAUGCUGCCGAGUUCCUCAAGCAGUACAACACCCAGAACAAGCCCACGGUCAGCUUCAUUGCCGGUAUCAGUGCUCCCCCGGGUCGCCGUAUGGGCCACGCCGGCGCCAUCGUCAGCGGUGGUAAGGGCGGUGCCGACUCCAAGAUCGCUGCUCUCGAGGCCGCUGGUGUGAUCGUCGAGAGAAGCCCUGCCUCCCUGGGCAAGACUCUUCUUGCCGAGUUCGUCAAGCGGGAUCUCGUCUAAAUUUCAUUAUGAAGUGAGACCUGCUCCAUUUCCUUGACACUAUGCUCAUUGAUGUCCCUUGCUCCGUAUCUUUUGUAGGAUAUGGUGGCAAGAGGCUAAUAUACCUAUCUAUACGCCAG